AUGGAGCUUAUGUCCUCAGGUUCUCAAUCAGCUGGGGAUGAUAGGGAUUUCAAAAUGGUGACUUAUGUGAAGGGCCUUUAUGCUCUUAAUGAUGCUUUUGCUGAUCCCGUAUCUACCGAGAUUGAGGCAAAAUUUGACGCUUGGAUUGGUGAAGGAUUGCUUAAACAUCCUAGGCAUUAUAAUUGUUAUGAAGACGGCGCAAAGAAAUUUACCCCGGGUUUUAGGCUAGGUGUUGAUUAUGUUGAGGAUAAAACUUGGUUUUAUCAUUUGGCCACAUGCGACAUGUUUAUGAACGACUCGCAUAUGAACACCAUAUUCUAUUACCUUCGGAAAAAAGGUAAAUAUUCUUCCGCUGUGACGUUGAAUUUCGCAACUACUGAUUGUCUGUUUGAUGAUUCCAUCCAAGCAUUGUACCACAAAUAUAACAAGGCCAAGUCAAUGAAGACUAAGAUGUCACACAUUCACGCUGCCCACCCAAUAGCGCAUUACAUCCGAGGUAUGCGCAUUCCCUGUUCCAAGCCUUGGUAUGAAGCCGAUCAUGUGCUAUUCAUCAUCAAUUUAAGAAGGGAAAGUCAUUGGGUUUUUGGGCGUCUUGACUUGAACGAAGGGACGUUGUUUCUGUACAAUUCUUUGAGGACCGCGAAGAUGAAUGCCGCAGCUAGGAAUGCGAUGAAGGCUUAUUCCGUGUUGCUGCCUUUGUUUUUCGAUUUACUUGGGUUCUGGAAGAAUAGAGCACAAGCUCCUGCCUCAGUUUCUGACCCUACAGCUCCAUUCAGAAUCGUGGAGCUUAGUGGUCUUGCGUCUCGACGAAGAAGUGAGUGUUUCUUUUAAGUUUCUUUUAUGUUGUUUUUUAGUUUCUAAACUGUUUACUUUUUCUUUCUGUUUUUUAUAGUGAUUGCGGGGCAUAUGUUGCUGCCUUUGCUGAAUUCUUUAUCCACGGAAAGGAUGUCCCUGCAGACUUUGACAUCGAAGUUUAUCGUACCCGACUUGCUUCACUUUUCUUCUCGUACGGCCAAAGGAAAAUUGACGAAAGCAUUGACAGCGAGGAUGAGAAGCAAAGCAAGUCUUCUAAGGCAUCUAAAUUGAAGAAAUAGGAUCUUUUAAUUUGGUGGCUCUUUUCUGUUAUUUGUUGAAUCUAUUACCAGACAAUUUUUAGUGUUGUUGUUUCAAUGUAGGUAUUAUAUUUGAUUUUAUACUAUGUACCUGGUUUAAAACUUUUAGGAUAUUUGACAUUUACUCCUUAUAAUAUCUUUAUUGUAUAGGUUUGUAUGUCCCAAAGUUGUUUGUUUUUUUUUUAAUUGUUCAAGUUCUUAUAUACGGUCGCACAACUAUGGAGAAACUAUUAACCAACUGAAUACAAACUAUGUUUUUAUUUUUCCUAAAUUGUGCUAUGAAUGUAUUUUUAUUCUUCGUAUUCCAUUAAUCCUUUUCCCUUUAUUCAAGUUAUGUUUUAUCAAUUAUUGACUGACUGCCUUUAAAACUGUAAAGAAGAAGUCAUUCCGGUACUUAAUAUUUUACAAAGGGUCGCAACUGUAACAAAACGAUUUUGAAACUAUUAAAAAUCUAUUUCAAAUUUCAUAAAAAUGAAAUCCCAUGUAUUUAGAACAUCACAGAUCAACCUGUUUGAAUUUGCACACAAAAUUAAACAAUUCAAAUAUUUCAUAUGUAUCUAUUUUAUUGCUUGAUUGUUGCAUGUCUUUCGAUUGUGUUCGUGUUGUUCACAUUUGCUGCACCUGUUAUGUUUUUUUGUAUCCCAUUCAGAUAAAAACCUUCGUUUCCUUGGUCUUCCAGAUCUUAUUUUUUGGUUUGGUGGCAGAACAAUGAUAUCUUUUAUGUUUUGUGGCACAUCCCAAGUUGUGUGAUUGUGUACCGGAUAUGUUGAGCCGCUGUAUGUUUCAAGCCAUGUUCGCGUGGUGUAAUAACCCGAACAGUAGUUGUAAACAUUCAAGUUCAUCUCUUUUAUAACAGCAAGCGCAUGAGCACACGGUAACUCAUCAAGUUGGAAUCUGUUGCAACUGCAUGUUUUCUCCUUGAGGUUGAUGACCCAUGAUCUGGUUAGUUCAAUGACUUCGAACAUGGUCUCGUUUAUUGGUUUUACCUGCGGAUUAAGUGUAAAACUGUUAAUAUGUAUAACAACGACAAACAAACUAUUAAGAAACUAUAAUGCAACUAAAAUAUUAAACAUUUCAUUACACUUUCUGUCAAUGAGUCCACAAAGUUAUCAACUAAUUUCUUCUCUGCUGUAGGUGUUAAAAAUGUUGUUGUUUUCUGUGCUUUUUUCCUGUUUGUGUAUGUCCAUUGUUGAAUCAAUGCUCUCAAUGACUCCAUCAGUGUUGUGAUUGGUAGCUCUCUAGCUGCCAAGUUUGCUGCAUUUAGAGAUUCAGCAAUGUUUGAAGUCAUAGUUGAAUACCUGUUGUUUUUGCAGUGGUAUCUUGACCAUUUGUGGUAUCCAACUUGUUGUAAAUAUGGUCUUACAUGGAUGUCUAAGCUGUCCAACUC
Molecule: messenger RNA, 2499 nt
Organism: Cannabis sativa
Lineage: Eukaryota; Viridiplantae; Streptophyta; Magnoliopsida; Rosales; Cannabaceae
Exons: 3
Coding region: 1-831 (276 amino acids)
Biological process (GO): proteolysis
Molecular function (GO): cysteine-type peptidase activity
Source: RefSeq, a predicted model, not a curated record